UGGGCUCGCGGCGGCAGCAGGUGAGAGUGGAGCGGCGGCGGCGCGGCGCCUCAGUCAGACGCGGAACAGGGGAGUACCGGAGCGGAGCYAUGGGAAAGCUACAGGAAUUUGACAUCASUUUUGCCAACAACAAGGUGGUUUACGGUCCGGGGGAGUCCAUUAGCGGAACUGUGAAAAUCCGAACCGGCAGCCCUCUGCAGUACAAAGCCAUCAAGGUGAACUGUCUGGGCUCAUGCGGCAUCUCCAACAAAAUGAACGACUCCUCGUGGAGUCUGGAGGAGCAGUACCUGAACAGCAUGCURUCUGUGGCCGAUAAAGGAACCCUGGCUCCAGGCGAGCACAGCUUCCCCUUCCAGUUCGUCCUUCCAGUCGCCAUCCCCACGUCGUUCGAAGGACCAUUCGGGAAGAUCGCUUACCGCGUGAGAGCGGCCAUCGACACGCCGCGCUUCUCCAAGGACUACAAAGCCCAGCGGCCCUUCUACGUCCUCAACAUGCUCAACCUCAACGAGGUCCCCGACAUCGAACAGCAGAGCUGCGCGGUGACGACGAAGAAGUUCAGCUACCUGCUGGUGAGGACGGGGACGCUGAUGCUGAAGACCCGCAGCGACCAGCGGGGCUACGUMCCCGGCCAGGUCAUCAGGCUGUCCACCGAGAUCCACAACAAGUCCGGGAAGGACACCGGAUACGUCCUGGCCAGCCUGGUGCAGAUGGUAACGUAUCGGACCAAGCGGCCGGUCUUCGACCGGCGGACCAUCGCGGAGGUGGAGGGAGCCGGAGUGAAGGCCGGAAAACACGCCGAGUGGAGGGAGCAGAUCAUCGUCCCUCCYCUUCCUCAGUCGGGGCUCACCGACUGCCGCCUUAUUGACGUCAAUUAUUUCAUUCAGGUGUCUCUAAAGUCUCCAGAAGCGGUCGUCGUUCUGCCCAUCUUCAUUGGGAACAUCCCAGUGAACCUGUCCCCCGUCGGCUCAAUCCCCACCAGUCCCAGUUCUUCCCUGGCUCCCAGUGCCACCGGAGUGAUGCCCAGCGCCCCGCCGGUGGAGGACGACCCGGAUGGCGAGCUGGGCGCCGGAGGCUUCGCCAGCGAGGAGAUCCCCACUAAGAGCCACUCGCAGCAGGACCCGUCGGGGCCGCCGGUCAGCAUGUCGCCCAGCGCCUUUAGCUACGCCCCCGGAGCCGCGCUGCCGCCCGGCCGGCGCCCCGACGCCACGGCGCCACUCUUCUGCCUUUCCACCGGAGCCACCAUACCGUUCUUCACAGAGGGCGACGUGAACCCAAUCCCCACAUCCUGCUCACUCAUCCUGCCGCCGGAAUACAGCAGCUGUGAUUAUCCUCAAGAACCGCCGCCGACGUACGAGGAAAGCUGCAGCAGUGUGGACUCUAGUUUUAACAGCGGACAGUAGAAGAAGAAGCAGCGGAGGGUGAAGCGUCAUGGCCGCCGCCUGGCUGCUUUCCCCGCCAUCCGGACAGAAACCCGCUGGAGGACGCCUCCGCCCUGCAGACGGUCCGUUUGGGCUGAAAAAGGGAUUGUUUCUUAUUUCUCUUAAGAGUUUUGGUUCCCGCCUCGUCUCCCAGCCGGUAACAUCAAACCCUACAGGUGAACUUUGUGCCUAAAACGUAUUUUCAGAUCAAUAUUUAAGAUUUUCUGUGACAGGACCUGUUUUAUUCUGGGAGGAGAGUGAAAUCUGUUUUUUUAUUUCUGCAAGUUGUUGCAUCUGUGAUGCCUUUAGAGUAACUGUAGCACCCGGCUGCUUCCGGACUUUUCCGUCUGGCCCUUUUCUGCUGUCGUAACAAAUAUGAGCGACUGGGUGAACCUCAGGGUCGUGUGUUCGGCCCCCAGAUGUUUUGCUCAUCAACAAAGCAGCAGCAGCAGCAGCAGCGGUGUGUUUGUGAUGUGCCAGUUCCUCUGCUGCAUCUGUGUGACGAUGAUGCAGAAACCUCAGAACCCAACAGAAACCCUUUCUGAAGGAUGUUUUAGUGAUUUUAUUUUAAAAGAGACUGAAAUUGUUUGCUUUUAUGUUUCCAAGCUGUCAGAAUUUCUUGUUGUUUUUUUGGGUCUGGAUAAGUUUUUCUGACUUUGUGAAUGUUUUCCUUUGGUAUUUGGCCGCUUUUUCAAACUAUUUCUGCCUUCUCGCUCAGCAUAUCGCGAGUCGGUUGCUUAAAGAAAACGCCUGAUUGAUUGAUUGAUUGAUCCGAAUCAAUCGGCGUAGCAAAUAUUCUACUGGAAAAGUUUACAAACUGCUCUGUGUAACGGAAAAACAAUCAAUAGAGCGAUUGAUCAAGACCAAUUAGAGAGAAAACAGGUUUGACUUGGUUUAUUUAACUGAAUGUUUUUGUCUUUUGCUCCAUACUGCCACCUUGUGUUGGUUUUAUUCUUUAUUCAAAAAGGGGGGGAAAAAUCAAUAAUGCCAGAAAAAAGUCUGAGAAUUGAGUCAUAAUAUUAUGAGAAUAAAUAAUACAACAAAAAGCUGCAGUAUGAAAAAACUCAAUGUUAUGAGACAAAGUUGUAAUAUAAAAAAAUUAAAAAGUCUUGAUAAUAAACUCACAUCCAGAAUAAAAAUGUUGUAUGAAAAUAAACUCAUGUUACAAGAAAAUGUCUUUAUUAGUAGAACAAAGUAGUAAUUUUAUGGUGGAAGAUUAAAUAUCUAACAUUAAAAUGUUAGAUAUCUUGUGAAGUUAUACCGGUUUUACAAAUUGGACAUAUUUUAUCCUAUAAAACAUCAGCAUCAAAUUAUUACCAGAAUCAAGACUUUGAAACGACACAAACUAGACAAUCUGUUUCCUCAUUUAAAAAAAAAAAUUCUUCUCCUAAUUUUAUGACUUCUGGCAAAAUUGUGUCUUUGCCAAUAUUCUGACUUUUUUCUCAUAAUUAAAAUAAAAAUCCCUAAAACUCCAUUUUAAUCUAUGAUAAUUUAGGUUGAAAAUCCCACUGCGCCYCCCGGUGGUCGGUUCUGGUACAGGCUUCACCUCAACUCGCCGUUUAAAUCUUGAGUUUUAAAUUUCCGGUCUCUGCUGUUGCAAAAACAAGUCUGAGGAUCUUUUCUGUUGCCUUAACGCUCAUGUAGUCUGUAGACGGCAAUGUAAAUGUGCACAAAUCAGCACUUUCUGAAACUUUGUGUGUGUGUGUGUGUGUGUGUGUGUGUGUGUGUGUGUGUGUGUGUGUGUGUGUGUGUGUGUGUGUGU
Poecilia reticulata (guppy) is the source of this 3180-nucleotide messenger RNA. It is a transcript of the gene arrdc1b, whose product is annotated as arrestin domain containing 1b. Gene Ontology annotation, biological process: protein transport. Gene Ontology annotation, molecular function: ubiquitin-like ligase-substrate adaptor activity; ubiquitin protein ligase binding. Gene Ontology annotation, cellular component: cytoplasm. Lineage: Eukaryota; Metazoa; Chordata; Actinopteri; Cyprinodontiformes; Poeciliidae. The record is from RefSeq and is a predicted model, not a curated record.